This is a messenger RNA of Coccinella septempunctata (seven-spotted ladybird), 535 nucleotides long. RefSeq lists its product as uncharacterized. Lineage: Eukaryota; Metazoa; Arthropoda; Insecta; Coleoptera; Coccinellidae. The transcript has 3 exons. Gene Ontology annotation, biological process: positive regulation of voltage-gated potassium channel activity; sleep; regulation of synaptic transmission, cholinergic. The record is from RefSeq and is a predicted model, not a curated record. The coding region runs from base 76 to 462 and encodes 128 amino acids.
GUAUAAAUAAGUUUUUAUGAUUUUUAUUGAAAAUAGUACUAGAAUGUAAUAGAUCUUCGGUCAUGAGAUAUCAAAAUGUUGAAUAAAGAGAAUUUAUUACGUGUAGCUAGUCUUAGUUUAGUUCUGGUUAUUAUUCUCCAAGUUGAAGAAGGAUACUCAUUGAAAUGUUGGGUAUGUUGCUCAGAAGCUGACCCUCAAUGUGCUGAGCCUUUCAACAAUUCAACUUUCCAACUUAUGAACUGUCAUCGGCGCAGAUCGGAUGGAACGGCCGAUCCAAGACCAUCACUUUGUACUAGAAUAAAACAAAGAGUCGAUGGACGUUGGCAGUAUAUAAGAUCUUGUGGUGUUCAAGAUGAUUUGAAGAUUCAACAAGAAGACAUAAUUUGCAAAACAAGAACAUAUCCUGGGGAUGUUAUCAUCGAAUACUGUACUUGCAAUUCCGAGGAUGGUUGUAAUGGCUAAAUAUUAAUUGUUUCAAACUGCAUAAGAUACAAAAUAAUGAUACUCUUGUAUAUACUUCAAUUUACUUCUCUCA